This is a messenger RNA of Strongylus vulgaris, 1296 nucleotides long. The record is from the annotation of a GenBank genome assembly. Lineage: Eukaryota; Metazoa; Nematoda; Chromadorea; Rhabditida; Strongylidae.
AUGACAGACUUUUUAUCGCUCGAUGGAAUGUACAAUGCAUGUCUCCAUUCGUCCGGACAAUUUUUAAAAAGAAGCCGAAACAUCCUGUUGUGCUCAGUGAGUUUACCGUUCAAUUCUGUUGCUUCAUCAACCGAGACAGUUUGUUUCGCUACAGUACCCGGUGACGCUGGAAGUCAGUUGGAGGCAAAUCUCACUGGAAAACCUUCAGUUGUACACUAUAUUUGCUCUAAGCAAACGAAGGAUUACUUUGAUCUAUGGUUGAAUCUGGAAUUGUUCACACCAUUGGUUAUCGAUUGCUGGGUCGACAACAUGCUGCUGGUGUUUAACUCAUCAACCGGAACAACCACAAAUAUGCCAGGAGUGGAUAUUCGCGUCCCAGGAUUUGGUGGCACGAGCACGAUAGAAUGGCUCGACAAAAGCAGGGCAUCUCCUGGCUCAUAUUUCGCCACCCUUGUGGAUAUGAUGACAUCGUGGGGAUAUAAAAGUGGCAAAACUCUACAGGGUGCGCCGUACGAUUGGCGCCGGGCACCAAAUGAACUCUAUCUUUACUUCGAUGCUUUGAAAGUCUCUAUAGAGACUACCUAUCGCUAUCACAACCAUAAAAAAGUGGUAACUGUAGCUCAUAGCAUGGGCAAUCCUGUAAUGCUCUACUUCUACAAUCAUAUCGUUGAUCAGGAAUGGAAAGACAAGUACAUCGAAUCGCAUGUGUCUAUUGCAGCUCCAUGGGGUGGAGCUAUGCAAAUCGUUCGAGUUUUUGCUUCAGGAUACAAUAUGAAUUACUAUAGGGUGAUCUUACCACCAAGCAAAUUAAGAGGCAUGCAAAGGUCUUUUACUUCAUCAGCGUUUCUGUUUCCAAGUUAUGCUGUUUGGAAUUCUAGCGAAGUUUUGGCCAGUACAGAUGCAAAGAAUUACACGUUAGCAAAUGUAGAGGAAUUUUUCAAUGACAUCAACUAUCCGACUGGAUGGGAACAGUAUAAGGUCGCAUCGCAAAUGAAUGGAAAUUUGGAUCCUCCAGGAGUGAAGGUUCAUUGCAUCUAUGGUACAGGCAUAGACACAGCUGAGCACUUCAGUUGGGCUAAAGGCUACUUCCCAGAUUAUCCCCCUGAUAUUGUCUAUGGUGAUGGUGAUGGUACGGUAAAUCGACGCUCAGCUGAAGUGUGCCUACGAUGGAAUGAAUCGAAUAAUCAUGGAAAACGGGUAACAACCCAUGAACUCCCAGGUGCUGAACAUAUGGCUAUUAUGUCGAGUCCCGUUGCCAUUGAACUUGUGCGAAAAGCCAUUUAUGAUUUAUUGUGA